AUGAAAGAAGAAUAACAUAAACAAAAGAGAGACACGACACUAAUACAAUUGUUAGUGUUGUUUGGUGCUUGCUUCACUAUUGGUAUAGUUAUAUUCAAAGUUGUGGGUUUACAAGAAACUUAGAAUGAUUUGUCUUUUGAAUAGGCCUCAUUAAUUUAGGAAUAAACAUACCUGGAGUAACAAAUUAAGGCUUUGCAAAAUUCAUUAACUUAACCUAGUUUUUUAGAAGUGAGAAUGAGUGUGAAUAAAAAACAACAUAAAUAAAAAAUACAUUCAGCUGAACACAAACAUGUUGAAAUAUAGAAGCCAACAGUCGACAAAAAGGAAUACGAAUACUUGGAAUUGCCUAAUAAAUUGAAAGUCUUGUUGAUAAGAGAUCCAGAAACCAAAUUAACAUAAGCAGCAUUGAAUGUUAACGCAGGAUCAUGGCAUGAACCUGAUGAGUUCCCUGGCUUAGCUCAUUUUUUAGAGCAUAUGUUAUUUUAAGGGUCACAUUCCUAUCCUGAAACAAGUUAUUUUGAAUAAUUGGUGGCCAAAGGAGGAGGUUACACUAAUGCAUACACUGAAGGAACCAGAACCAAUUACUACUUCACAAUAGACACCAGUAGAACAAGUGAGGCUCUGAAUGUAUUCGCUCACUUUUUCAUAGACCCUCUCUUAUCAUAAGAGAUGGUCUAAAAGGAGGCGAAUGCAGUGAAUUCUGAGUAUGAGAUAAAUGUAGCAGGAGAUGGAUGGAAGAUAUUGCAUCUAAUGAGUUUAAUGUCAGAUCCUAAACAUCCAAUGAGUAGAUUCACUAUUGGAAAUUUAUAGUCAUUACUUAAGCCUCAUGUUGUUGAAGCCUUAAAAAAGUUUCAUGAAUAAUAUUACUCAUCCAAUCAGAUGGCUUUGGUGAUCAAGAGUUCAUAACCGAUUGAAUAGAUGAAAGAGUUCAUUGAAUCUAGUGAGUUCUUAAAAAUUCCAAAUUUGGGAAUAGAAAAACCAUCUUUGGCUCAUUUUGGACUACCAAUAAAGGAUGUUGCAAAAUUGGUGAAAUAUCACAUCAACACAAGGGCAACGACAGUAAUCUACUUUUAUCAAUUAGAAGAUAGUACUAAAUACUUUGAAACUAAACCUAUUCAAUUUAUUAAUUCAAUAGUGAGAUCAAGACAUGAUGGAGGGUUGUAUAACUACUUAGUUAGUAAGAACCUUAUAGUUGAUAUGGAUGCUUAGCCAUUUUUAGGUAAUAAUGGUUGUUUCUAAUUCUACUUGAUUGAAGUUGAAUUAAGUGAAACAUUGAUUGGGCAAUAAAAGGAUUAUGCUCUAUAAAUUGGAUAAGCCAUAGUAUCCUAUUUUGAAGAAUAGAUUCACAAAUUCUAUGAUGAAGAAUAGAACCCUACUGAUUUCUUAGAAGAAACUUAUAAGACAAAGAAGGCUAUGUCAGAUGUUUAAUUUAAAUUUUUGGAGAAGGACAUAGACAUAUUUAAGUUGUCACACAAUCUGAAUACAUUCCCACCAAAAUAUGUAUUAAAUGCAGAAACCAGUUAUUUUAAAUAUGAUCCUUAAUGCAUAUAUAAUUAUUUAGCAGAUCUAAUGAAUCCAAAUAACAUGUUGAUCAUGGUUGGAGAUGAUGGAUAUAAAUUAGUUUAAGAGGAAAUUGAAAGCGAGGAAUUAAAGGCUUCCUUCUUAUCAUUUUAAUAGCCAUCAACCUUGUUGUUAUAGUAGAAUGCAGAGGUCAGUGAUGCUGAUUUCAUCACUUAGAGUGAACUACAAUUUUCUAAUGAACUCUAUCAUAUAUAAUACGAUGUUAAGCCAAUGGAGAAGGACAGUUUGGAUUUCAUGAUGAUAGAAAACGUUCCACUAAGUUUGCCAUAGAUUAAUCAUUAUGUUCCAGUCAAUUUAGCUUUUAAGUCACUUUGUGAUUAACAACACAUUUCAUAUAUUUAAUCAGUUGAUUCAGACACUUUGUAUGAUAGAAAAAAUAGAUAGAAUAUAUUCAUUGAGAGUACUCACAAAAUGCCAUUCUAUUUCACAUCGAAGAAGGAGUGUAAGGAACAUGAAUUUGAAUAUGAACAAUACAAUCACUUUCCAUAAUUGAUUAAGAAGGACAUUGAAGGUAAAACAUGGUGGAGAUUGGAUAGAUCAUAUAGUCCAACUGUUUAUGCGGGUAUGAAUUUCGAAACAGCUGUUGAUAUGAAAUCAUUAAAGAAAGUGGCAUUGUUAUAAGUAUUUAAUAGUUACGUGUCUAAUAAUUUGUACAAGUCACUCUAACAAUCAUUUGAAGCUGGUUAUGAGUUGUCAUUUGAUUCAUCCAUGAAAGGGUUAUCACUCGAAAUGUAUGGAUGGAGUGAUAAGUUUGAAUACUUCUAUAAGAAUGUGUUAAGAGAGAUUAAGAAAGAAAUCAGUGAUGAUGAUCUUUUGAACAGAGUUAAAUUAAGUUAAAUUACUGAAUUGAGCAAUACAUUUGAGUAAAAAUUAUUCAUCUAAGCCACUUCUGUUAUAUUACCAACCAUUAUUCAAGGUUAACCAACUCCUUCUUAGAUGAUUGAUGAAAUCAAUUCAGUAUCUAGGAAUGAAUUGGCUGAGUUUUAGAAAGAGAUGUUAGAGAAUUUCAGAUUCACAACUUAUUUCACAGGAAAUAUUUUGAGAGAUGAAGUGCAAUCCUUACAAAAUCAAAUUCCCAAGAUAUUUGACGAAUCAACUUCACAUAUCAGAAUUUAGAAUCACGUCUCUUAAGUUUCAGAUUUGAGUCGUAAGUCCAUUGUAUAUUCAAUGGUCUCUAAGUCUACUAAUUAGUUGGACACAAAUGGUGUUACUCUGAAUUAUUAUUAAAUUGGAUACAGAGAUUAGAAGUAAUUAGCAAUGAUGAAUUUAUUAUAUAAGAUUCUCCACAAUGCAGCAUAUGCCUAUUUGCGUACAUAAUUAUAAUUGGGUUAUGUUGUAAGUGUCAAAUUCAAGCCUGUUGGCUGUUUGGACAGUGCUCAAAUUUUGGUUUAGGGAACAGCGAAACCUCCCUAUGUUGUGAAUUAACAUAUAGAAGAGUUCUUAAUUAAUUAUGGACGAGAAUUGAAAGAGAUGACUGAUCAAUAAUUUGAGGAACUCAAAACAACCACUAUAUCCGGAUUGAAGGAAGUUGAGAAGAAUCUUAAGGACAAGGCAAGAAGCACUUGGUCACACAUUAAGAAUAAUGAUUUGGCAUUUGAAGAAAAGGAUAUUGCUGCACAGUAUAUUGGUAUGGUUACAAAACAGGAUCUAUUUUAAUUUUAUGACAAGGUUUUCACUUCAGGAAAGCUCUCCCUUUAGGUGUAUGGACAAGGCAUGAUCACUUAAACCAUGGGAAUAAGUGUUGAUGAUUUAGCCAAUAAGGUGAAGAGCAACUCUCUAUCCAAAGAACAAACCUUUGCUGUCCGAGAUGAAGUCACUGUUUCUACCUCUGAUGAUUUCAAGCAAAGAAUCACUUCAAAUUACAAUUGCAGUUAUAAGAUAAGUAAUAUAUGA
This is a messenger RNA of Paramecium tetraurelia, 3474 nucleotides long. RefSeq lists its product as uncharacterized. The transcript has 2 exons. Gene Ontology annotation, cellular component: mitochondrion; cytosol. Gene Ontology annotation, biological process: peptide catabolic process. The record is from RefSeq and is a predicted model, not a curated record. NCBI's taxonomy places the organism in Eukaryota, Ciliophora, Oligohymenophorea, Peniculida, Parameciidae. Gene Ontology annotation, molecular function: metal ion binding; metalloendopeptidase activity.